GCUCGGCCACUAUCCGGUUGUUUAACUUACGUUUCUCUCGACAAAAAUACCUAAGCCAGUAUACAGAAGAUCAAGAUUGCAUGGAUUGCAGACAGGGAACAUCUGAGCCAUUCGUAUGCAAACAUUGCUCCUCUGGUUUGAGGCACAGGCAUAUUUUACUUCCGAAAGGCACACAAGACGUUGGCGCUACAAAACGAUUCUCAUCUCGUACCGCCAGUCAUUGCUGGUCGAUGACACAGCUACCCUUUCCUUGUUCUUUUUAGACUUGCCCGCGGGAAUUGACUACGUUGCUUUUCAUUCCGCGUGGGGCCAGCAUGUCAUACACAUGGGGUUCUCUGUUUACUGGUUCUAAAAUCCUGUUCUAUAUACUCUUCUGGGGUUCUCAUAUUGCGGUGUUUGCACUUGGGUGGUAUUUCCAAGCCAACAAUUCAAAAUUGGAUGCCCUCAAUGCCCUCGAAUAUUCCGUCUGGAUCUCCAGAGGUGCAGGCUUAGUACUGACAUUCGAUGGAACCCUGAUUCUGUUGCCCAUGUGCAGGAACAUUGUCAAAACUCUCAGGCCUAGGAUCCGAUGGCUACCGCUCGAUGAAUCAAUAUGGUUCCACCGCCAAGUCAGCUAUGCUCUGCUUAUCUUUACCAUUCUCCAUGUGGCCGCCCAUUAUGUCAACUUUUAUAAUGUCGAGAAGAACAACAUUCGGCCCGUUACAGCCGUUCAAAUACAUUUCACUGAAGCAGGGGGGAUUACAGGUCACGUAAUGCUCUUUUGCAUGAUGCUAAUAUAUACUACGGCUCAUCACCGGAUCCGCCAGCAGUCGUUUGAGACCUUCUGGUAUACUCACCACUUAUUCGUGCCCUUUAUGUUAGCCCUCUACACUCACGCUACGGGUUGUUUUGUUCGCGACUCUACAGAACCAUACUCACCCUUCGCGGGUGAAGAUUUCUGGAAACAUUGUAUCGGAUACGAAGGAUGGAGAUGGGAGCUAGUAGCAGGUGGUCUUUACCUCCUCGAAAGGCUCUAUCGUGAGAUUCGAUCUCGGCGUGAAACAGUAAUAACAAAGGUGAUCCGUCAUCCAUACGAUGCCAUGGAGAUCCAAUUCCGUAAGGAGAGCAUGAGGUACAAAGCCGGCCAAUGGCUCUUCAUCCAAGUCCCUGAGGUGUCGAGCAACCAAUGGCACCCCUUUACCAUCACCUCCUGCCCGUUUGACCCGUACAUCAGUAUCCACGUCCGCCAAGUGGGAGACUUCACACGAGCCCUCGGUGACGCCCUUGGAUGCGGACCGGCCCAAGCCAGAGACCUCGAAGGCCUCGACCCGCUCGGAAUGUAUGAGGUUGCGCUUGAAAACGGACAGAAAAUGCCUCAACUCCGCGUCGACGGACCCUACGGAGCCCCAGCCGAGGACGUUUUCGAAAACGAAAUCGCUGUUCUCAUUGGAACUGGAAUCGGCGUCACACCAUGGGCAUCCAUCCUAAAGAACAUCUGGCACAUGCGCGCUGGACCUAACCCGCCCCGUCGUCUUCGCCGCGUCGAGUUCAUCUGGGUCUGCAAGGAUACCUCUUCUUUCGAAUGGUUCCAGGCUCUCUUAUCCUCACUCGAGUCCCAGUCUGCCUACGAGGCAGCAAACGAAGGGCGAGUGGAAUUCUUGCGCAUCCACACCUACCUUACACAACGUCUAGACGACGACACUACCGCUAACAUCUACCUCAAUUCCGUCGGCCAGGAGGUCGACCCCCUCACGGAGCUGAAGAGUCGGACCAACUUCGGCCGUCCAAACUUCCAGCGUCUCUUCACUGCUAUGCGCGAUGGUCUCCAAGACGGGACAUACAUGCCUGGCUUAUAUGCCGAAUUUGCAACGCAGAUCGGAGUAUAUUUCUGCGGACCCAAUGCCGCUGCUCGGCAGAUCAGGGAAGCUGCCAUCACAUCGGCAACUAAGGAUAUUAAGUUCAAGUUCUGGAAAGAACACUUCUAAUAAGGGGUUUGUUUUGGAGAGGAGAGCCGGGUCUAGUGGCUCCGGUGAAUUUUUUUGAUGAGUUACGAGUUUUCUUUAUCGACAUCUUUCUUUCCCCUUUUCGACAAUGCGAGUUGCGUGUCAUUGAACUAGUGUAUGUACCUGAU
Messenger RNA from Aspergillus pseudonomiae, 2110 nucleotides. RefSeq names its product putative NADPH oxidase (NoxA). The transcript has 4 exons. The coding region runs from base 315 to 1964 and encodes 549 amino acids. Gene Ontology annotation, molecular function: superoxide-generating NAD(P)H oxidase activity. Lineage: Eukaryota; Fungi; Ascomycota; Eurotiomycetes; Eurotiales; Aspergillaceae. Gene Ontology annotation, cellular component: plasma membrane; NADPH oxidase complex. The record is from RefSeq and is a predicted model, not a curated record. Gene Ontology annotation, biological process: superoxide anion generation; defense response.